AUGGAGAGAUAUAAGGUGUGGCCCAGCACGAAAAAGCUCAUUCGGCUUACUGUCUUGAUCCAGCAGUUGAAACAUAGCAUGAUGUAUCAUAUCAUUACAUGUUUCUGUAUGACAGGCAAAAAUGUACAAUGUUAUUUGUAUACAAAAUCAUAGAAGAAAAAAAAAAAAUCAAUUUUUAUUCAUGAAUACAUUUCGCAUAGGCUUUUUACGGUAGUGCCCUCAGCCUUAUCUACGUCACACGUUGACACAUGCGCACUGCCGACGCUCCGAAAGUCCUUUUUUGCCUAGUGUUGAACGUCUAGCAUCAAACGAGGUAAGGCCUGUGCAAAUUGAGAUAAAAUAUUGCAUUUUAUACCCAUUAGAGACAAUAUAUCAGCUCGGAAUAUUGGUCGUAAGUACAUCAUCCAAACGAAUAAUUGUUUGUUUGAUUGCCUUAUAUUUAGCACACAAAAAAGUAAAGUGUUUCUGGAACCGCGUGCCCCAUGUGGCUUGCUAGCUAGCAUUAUGUUUGCUAGCUUAGUUACGUGACUGUGUGGCUGACUAGCUAAUCAAACGACCAUGGAUGCCUAGCUACUAGUUAUGGUCGUAACUAUAAUAAAUCCUCAUGAUUUGCAAACUCUUAUUGCCUGGCUAGGUAUGUCUAAAUACAACUUUAGCUAGCCAGUCAACUUCAAACAUGCCUCAACCUUACUGCUAUGCUAGCUAGCAUUGCGCUGUCUUUCCUGCGAAGUGGUAGUUAUUGGUUCCCAAAUCGCUAAUUUCUAUUGCUUUAGGUAUCUAAACAGAUGGGCCACCUAGACAGGCAGUAUGUCAAUGCGUCUAUAUCCCUAGCUCAGUCAUUGUUGCUUUUUAGGGCGGAUUCAAGUCAUGUGGGCGGCAGGUAUCUUAGUGGUUAAGAGCGUAGUGUCAGUAACCGAAAGGUCGCUGGUUCUAAUCCCCGAGCCGACUAGGUGAACAAUCUGUCGAUGUGCCCUUGAGCAAGGCACUUAACAAUAAUUGCUCCUGUAAGUCGCUCUGGAUAAGAGCGUCUGCUAAAUGACUAAAAUGCAAAUGUAAUGUGGAGCAAUGACACCCCAUUUACUGUUCUCAUACUCUCCUGAGUGGCGCAGUGGUCUAAGGCACUGCAUCGCAGUGCUAGCUGUGCCACUAGAGAUCCUGGUUCGAAUCCAGGCUCUGUCGUAGCCGGCCGUGACCGGGAGACCCAUGGGGCGGCGCGCAAUUGGCCCAGCGUCGUCCAGGGUAGGGGAGGGAAUGGCCGGCAGGGAUGUAGCUCAGUUGAUAGAGCAUGGCGUUUGCAACGCCAGGGUUGUGGGUUCGAUUCCCACAGGGGGUAUGAAAAAAAUAAAUAAUGUAAGUCGCUCUGGAUAAGAGCGUCUGCUAAAUGACGUAAAUGUAAACGCUAACUAACCAUAUUUUCCUAUCCACAGCAUCAAGAUGCAGCUCUUCUUGCGUGCACAGAACACUCACACCCUUGAGGUGACAGGACAGGAGACCGUCAGAGACAUAAAGGUGAGAGGCCACGCUUGGAUAAAUCAAUGAUUGUGGUGUAAUUGGUGUACUGUCUGUAGUCUACAAUUACAGUGUUCCACAUUGUCUGGAUUUGUCACAUGCAUGUACAUUUUUGGGAUAUAUGCAUGUCUGGAGCAAACCAUUGAGUGUGUCUGUGGGGUUGUUUCAGGUCCAUGUCCAGACUCUGGAGGGUCUCCUAGUGGAGGACCAGGUGCUGUUGCUGGCCGGCUCCCCACUGGAGGAUGCUUCCUCUCUGGUGGACUGUGGCAUCUCUGAGCACUGCACCCUGGAAGUAGCUGGCCGACUUCUGGGAGGUCAGUACUCGGGCAGCAGAUAUCCUAGCGGUUAAGAGCGUUGGGCCAGUAACCGAAAGAUUGCUGGUUCAAAUCCUUGAACCAACUAGGUGAAAGCUGCAGAUGUGCCCUUGAGCAAGGCACUUAACCCUAAUUACUCCUUUAAAUCGCUCUGGAUAAGACUAAAAUGAUGGAGCACCAAAUACAGCUCACCACAAUGGCUUACUAAGUCCUGUACAUGAUCUCAAUGUGUCCUGAUUUGAAUAUUUUGCAAAUGUAUCCUUCCUCCAUUGAAUAAUCACAGCUAUGAGAAGAUUGGAUUUAGAAAGAAAUAGGGUGGGAACUUUGCUUUGACUUAUCCAAUCACAUACAGUGCACUUGGAAAGUAAUUCAGGCCGUUGACUUUUUCCACAUUUUGUUACGUUGCAGCCUUAUUCUAAAAUUGAUUAAAUAACAUUUUUCCUCAUCAAUCUACACACAAUACCCCAUAAUGACAAAACGGAAACAGGUUUUUAGAAAUGUUUGCAAAUGUAUUAAAAAUAAACAUAACUUAUUUACAUAAGUAUUCAGACCCUUUGCUAUGAGACUCGAAAUUGAGCUCAGGUGCAUCCUUUUUCCAUUGAUCAUCCUUGAGAUGUUUCUACAACUUGAUUGGAGUCCACCUGGGAUAAAUUCAAUUGAUUUGACAUGAUUUGGAAAGGCAUACACCUGUCUAUAUAACGUCCAACAGUUGACAGUGCAUGUCAGAGCAAAAACCAAGCCAUGAGGUCAAAAGAAUUGUCCGUAGAGCUCCGAGACAGGAUUGUGUUGAGUCUGCAGCAUUGAAGGUCCCCAAAAACACAGUGGCCUCCAUCAUUCUAAAAUGGAAGUUUGGAACCACCCAAGACUCUUCCUAGAGCUGGCCGCAUGGCCAAACUGAGCAAUCGGGGGAGAAUCAAUUUUAGAGUUAAGGUAAAAUGUUGAAAAGGUAAACGGGUCUGAAUACUUUCUGAAUGCACUGUACAGCUCCAUUCCAGAUCAGCAGUUAACUAAUGGGUGCUCUGUGAAGGUAUUUUGUCAUCAGUUCCAUUGCUGUAUGUUCACUCAGGAUAAUCUCUUUGCUUUCUCUCCCCUCCAGGAAAGGUCCAUGGCUCCCUGGCCCGUGCCGGUAAAGUGAGGGGACAGACACCCAAGGUCAGCAGAUGCUUUCUGCAUAUUUUUAAACAUACUCUUUGACAUUAUGGUAGUUGGUAUUGUGGCAGUUGUAACAAUGUCUGAUUGUUUCAAAAUCGUUAUAGUUCUUGGAUUAGUGUCUUCUAAAUGUAAUAUAUUUCUGCAUAGUAAUGGACACUGUCCCCCUCUAUCACUACAGGUUGACAAGCAGGAGAAGAAGAAGAAGAAGACUGGCCGUGCAAAGCGUCGCAUCCAGUACAACAGGCGCUUCGUCAACGUUGUGCCCACCUUCGGCAAGAAGAAGGGCCCCAACGCCAACUCCUAAGAACCCCCCCCUCCCCCUCAGGAGAACGCUUGGGAUUUUUUUUUUAAGCACUGAAAGGUUUUCCUCCUGUACAGAAUAAAGAUUUGGCUUGGACUGUCUUGGGUGUUUAUGAUUUUGAGACAGGGUUGUUUGAUAAGUGACUUAUUAGAAAGUAUUGUUUGGACAGCACACUGACAAAAGAUUUGGUACAUUCUUGUUCAGGGGUUUUCAAAUCUGAGCCUGGAGGUCUGCAGUUAUGCUGGUUUUCUGUUCUACCCGAUAAUGGCACCCACCUUGGCUGGGUUGACAGGCAGCCCAAUUCAGAUUUCACUAAUUGGUAUUUUGACCAAUUUAGAUCAGCGAUUGGUAAAGACCAAUUGGUGGGGGGAAAAAAUCAGAAUUGGUCUGCCUGUAAACGCAACUUGUGUACCAAAUCUAAAUCAGUCCUUGAUUUGAGGGCAAAAAAUAUCAGCAGUGGAACUGACUUAAGGUCCAGGUACGAAUUU
This is a messenger RNA of Coregonus sp. 'balchen', 3764 nucleotides long. The record is from the annotation of a GenBank genome assembly. NCBI's taxonomy places the organism in Eukaryota, Metazoa, Chordata, Actinopteri, Salmoniformes, Salmonidae.